Molecule: messenger RNA, 1350 nt
Organism: Colletotrichum lupini
Lineage: Eukaryota; Fungi; Ascomycota; Sordariomycetes; Glomerellales; Glomerellaceae
Exons: 6
Coding region: 1-1350 (449 amino acids)
Source: RefSeq, a predicted model, not a curated record
AUGGCCCUCGCUGCAGGCUCCAAGCGCAUGGUGCAGAUGCUAUGGCUCGCCGCCGGUCUGCUCUUCACCCUCGCUCUGCUGCACUCCCUUGGUAGCCCUGACAAGGCCAAGGAAUGGGCCAGCAACAAGGUUGGCGCCCUCGUGAACAACGAUGGCGGUCGCAACACCAUGAAGGAGUUCAUGGCCACUGCCGAGUCCAUUUGGGCCAAGACUGUCAAGCAGCGUCACGACAUGAUUGCUGAGGACUACGGUGAUGCCUCGUUGAUGCCUUUAUUCCCUGCCACCGACCCCGCGGCCUAUGGAAAGCACCCUUACUCCGUCUGGGACUUUGCCCCGGCCUCGUACAGCUGCCCUCACGAAAUGGAGCGCGUCGGACGUAUGGGAGACGGCGGCAAGUGGGUGUGCGGCAUGUCGAGAUAUGUCAACUUCCCCAGAGACCGCGAGUGUGUCAUCUACUCCUUUGGUGUCCGUGAUGAGUCCAGCUUCGAGAACGAGAUGCUGAGCCGCACCAACUGUGUUGUCUGGGCCUACGAUUUCUCCGUCGUCGACUUUGGUGAGCAACUCGAGCCCGGCAACCGUGCCAGAGCCCACUUCCUCCAGGCCGGUAUCUCUGGCAAGACGGAUAAGACCAAGACGCCCCCCUUCUACAGCAUUGCCGACUUGAUGAAGAUGAACGGCCACGAGUACAUUGACAUCUUGAAGAUGGACAUCGAGUUUGCCGAGUUCGAGGCCAUGGACGGUUUCGGCGAGGACUUCCCCAUCCGCGCCGGCGAGGAGCUCCCUGUCGGCCAGCUCAUGAUUGAGAUUCACUUCUUCAACGGCAUGACUGCUUCUAACUUCCUCGACUGGUGGGAGCGUCUUGAGUCCCGUGGUCUCCGCCCUACCUGGACCGAGCCCAACCUGCUCGCCGUCACCCUGAACUUGGGCAACAAGGACCCGCUCCUUGCCGAGUACACCAUGAUCAACGUCCACGACAGCAAGAACGUUGUCUUUGUAGAUCGGUCAACAUGGGAAACUCGUUUCAAUAAGUGGUUGGUCUUGCAUUUCUGUGCUAUCAGUGAAACCGUACGAUGCCCUACAAUCGCUCUGCCAAUCAUAGUAGAGCUAGAUGGAUUGAAGAUUCGUGGUAUCACAGCAGAUCUGCGAGUGUCCCAUGGUCAAUCCUCUUCUGACAGGGAUGCCAAGACGCGCUGGUCCGCCGAGAUUGUGACCUCAAUCCCUCGCCAGCUGGAGAGGUGGCUCGGUAAAAUUCAUAUUGCAGAUGUAGCCAACGAAUCGCAGAGCAGUAAACAUUGUAGUGUACUGUUGCAGCUUGUCAAUUGGGCAUUUUCACACCCUCAAAUUACAUGA